AUGGCACCAAGUAACAAAGCUAUAACCGUUACUUGCAUCUGGAUGCUUAUAUGUAUCGCUAUUAGUAAUGCUGUCGAAAGUGACAUCAAUUGCCUUAGAUCAUUUAAAGAUUCAGUUCAAGAUCCAGAAAACGCCUUAUCUACAUGGGAGUUCAAUAACCGCACCGAAGGAUUCAUCUGUAGGUUUACUGGCGUUGACUGUUGGCAUCCCGAUGAGAGUAAGGUUUUAAAUAUCCGCCUUCAGGAUAUGGGACUCAAGGGUACAUUUCCUCUCGGACUUCUUAAUUGUACCUCGAUGACAGGAUUAGAUCUUUCUAGCAACCACUUAUCUGGAACGCUCCCAGCCAACAUAUCCGAUAUUAUAUCGUUAGUGACAACUCUUGAUCUAUCGUCAAACAAUUUCUUCGGACCGAUUCCUAUGAUGCUUUCUAAUUGUACUUACCUUAAUUCCCUAAUUCUAGAUAACAACCACUUUUCGGGCCAGAUUUCUCUAGAAUUAGGUCAGCUCACCCGUCUUAAGGAGUUUCGUGUUGCUAACAAUCUCUUCUCUGGGCCGAUUCCCACUUUUAGAAAUGCUACUAUCGAACUCAACUAUGGAGGUAAUCUGGGGUUAUGUGGCGGUUCUUUGGGGGCUUGUUCAGAAAGCAAGAAAAACCGUAUGGGUGUCAUUGUUGUGGUAGCUAUUAUCGGUGGUACGACUCUUGCGACAUUUCUUGUAAGUCUGGGAAUGAUGAUCUUUAUGACUAAAGUUGUCCGAAAGCGGAAAGUUGAUGAUCCUGAUGGAAAUAAAUGUGCCAAGAGUAUUAAAGGAGCUGAAACCAUCAAGCUUUCUAUGUUCGAAAAUCCUGUUUCUAAUAUGCGAUUGAGCGAUCUGAUGAAGGCGACCAACAGCUUUAGCAAAGAGAACAUCAUCGGAUCGGGAAGAACCGGGUGUUUAUACAAAGCUGUUCUCGAAGAUGGCAGUUCGCUUAUGAUCAAACGAUUGCAAGACUCUAAGCAUUCGGAGAAAGGGUUCCAAUCGGAAAUGGCGAUGCUCGGGAAAGUGAAGCACCGAAAUUUGGUUCCUCUUUUUGGGUUUUGUGUGGCGAAAAGGGAACGACUUUUAGUUUACAAGUACAUGGCAAACGGUAAUCUCCACGACAAACUUCUUCCCGUUGGCGAUGAUGAGAAACGCCUGGAUUGGCCUUCGCGGCUAAAAAUCGGAAUCGGUGCAGCCAAAGGGUUCGCGUGGGUCCAUCAUAACUGCAACCCUCAUAUGCUUCAUCGAAACAUUAGUUCAAAAUGCAUCUUCCUUGAUGCUGACUUCGAGCCAAGGAUAUCGGACAUCGGGCUCGCUCGGCUCAUGAAUCCGGUUGAUACCCAUUUCAACAAUUUUGUUAAUGGCGAGUUUGGUGAUUUGGGAUACGUGGCUCCUGAAUACGUGAGGACGCUCGUGGCGACACCAAAAGGCGACGUUUAUAGCUUCGGGGUGGUGCUUCUGGAGUUGGUAACGGGUGAAAGGCCGACCCAUGUGGCUAAAGCUCCGGAAACAUUCAAGGGGAAUUUAGCCGAGUGGGUGACUGAACUAGCAGCGGAAUCGAGACUUCGUGAUUCGAUCGACGAGUCGCUGGCAGUCGAGAAGGAUUACGAGAACGAGAUGUUCCAGCUUCUUAAAGUGGCGAGUCGGUGUGUGGUGCCUGCUCAUAAGGAGCGGCCGUCGAUGUUUGAGGUGUACCAGCUGCUACGAGCCAUCGGUGAGCAUUACCAUUUCACGAUGGAUGAUGAGGUGUUGAUGAUGCCGUCGGACGAUGGUGGUGAUGCUGGUCAAAUAGAACUCAUCGUUGCUCGUGAUGGAAAGAAGUAACCUUGAGAAC
Molecule: messenger RNA, 1852 nt
Organism: Cynara cardunculus var. scolymus (artichoke)
Lineage: Eukaryota; Viridiplantae; Streptophyta; Magnoliopsida; Asterales; Asteraceae
Product: probably inactive leucine-rich repeat receptor-like protein kinase At5g48380
Exons: 2
Coding region: 1-1842 (613 amino acids)
Biological process (GO): protein phosphorylation
Molecular function (GO): protein binding; protein kinase activity; ATP binding
Source: RefSeq, a predicted model, not a curated record